Messenger RNA from Danaus chrysippus (African queen), 1020 nucleotides. Lineage: Eukaryota; Metazoa; Arthropoda; Insecta; Lepidoptera; Nymphalidae. The record is from the annotation of a GenBank genome assembly.
AUGGAUAAAUGUGGCAUUUGCUUAAAACCCGCUGUUCAGUUAUUUGAGACAGGCAAAGACGGUGUCUAUGCAUGUUUCAAAUGUCAGCCCUUGGUGCCGGAAGUCACAAUAGGUGAUACUUCAGAAAAGCAGUCACCGACUUUAAACAGAGAGGAGGAUAGUGAAGCACUCUACUGUGGUAUCUGCAACAAGUCAUUCAGCAAGAGCAUGCAGCUUCAGAAUCACAUGAGGAACCAUCGAGCUGAAAGACGUUUUGUAUGCACCUACUGUAAUAAAGCAUUCUCUCAAUCUAAUAAUUUGCGCGCACAUCUACGUAUCCACACUAACGAACGGCCAUACAAGUGCCAGGAGUGUGGCAAAGCUUUUACUCAGGUAACAAAUCUGAAUAAUCAUGUUCGUCUUCACACUGGAGAGAGACCCUUCGUAUGCCCUGAACCGGGAUGCGACAAAGCAUAUGCCCAGGUGACGAACCUGAACCAACAUCGCAAGCGUCAUUUAUCCGGUCGCGCUGACUCCUACGACUGUAGUGUGUGUGGAGAGAGGUUCACGCAGAGGAAUCAUAUGUACACGCACAGACGUGAGGCCCACGACAUAAAGUCUCCAGUCAGAAGUCAGAGACACAGCUGCACCGUGUGUGGCGUGUCGUUACCGAGCGAGAGUCACUUACAGAUACAUAUGACAAGACAUAUUGGAGAGGAUAAUGAACAUAAGCCGUUAGUAGGCGGUGAGUGGGGUGUAUCAUGUGUGUUCUCAUCUUGUGGAGCUCGGCUGUCCUCUGCUCGUGAUCACACAGACCACUUACUGAGAGCCCACCAGCUGAGGGUGCUGGCUCGAGGCAGGGAGCAUCACCCGCCACGACGAGGGAGACCGCCCAAGGUAAUAUAUACUACUACUACUAGUAACUAUAUUCUAAAAGAGCCUCUCGACAUACCCGAACAUAGACAAUUUGAAGAGGUUAAAAUGAUAAAAGAGGAGCCGCAGUUCUUGCCCAAGUUGAAAUUACAGAGUUUGUUUCAGUGA